AUGUCUUGCAGUGACAGUAGAAGCAAUCCAAAUGGAACAAUUGGUUACUCAAAAACGUCGAUAGAGAUUGUCGAGAUUGCCGUCCUCUGCGGCCGUCUCCAGUUGGAAAUCUAUCAUUAUGAAUUCGAAACCUCUCGCCGUCAAAGCUCUCCAUUUGCGGCGGUGCGCUCUCAGAAAAAUUCUCGAUCAACUCCUUCACCGUCCUCACCAAGCUAUCGAGCUUGCAAAAGUUGUCCCUGGUCUCCCUCAGGCAGUGGGGCUCACCGCCGCCCAAGAUCAACCGCUUUAGAUCCCUCGAGCUCCUCAAAACUCAAUGCCAACUUCCUGCUCAUCGAAAUUCUCCAGUCGAUCGCCGCCUACCGAAGCCUAAAGAACCUCGUCCUCACCGACAACCUUCUCAAUGGCACCGCACCGGACCUGGGCGGCUUACCGCCCCUGGAGGAUCUCGAUCUCAGCAGAAAUUCUGUAGGCCUCAAAUUCCUAUCUUUGGGGACCAACCUCGUUCGCCUCUCGCUCGUGAACAACUCGUUCAGAUCCGAAAUCCCAACUAUACUUAAUGUCAAAUGGGUGGGUGAGGUUUCGGUUGGAAUUCUUGUGCAAGUGGGUAGUUCAGAAGAAUUAGAAUUGCCCAUAAAUCGAAUAGAUGAAAAUGGAAAAGAUGAAAACAAAUAA
Molecule: messenger RNA, 672 nt
Organism: Striga asiatica
Lineage: Eukaryota; Viridiplantae; Streptophyta; Magnoliopsida; Lamiales; Orobanchaceae
Source: the annotation of a GenBank genome assembly